GCUCCAGAAAAUACUCUCUGUGCUGUUGUUGCUGAUGACAAAUUACGCCUCCAAUGUUUUGACUGGUAUAAAUACACACAGAAUUCUGUAUUGGUGUGAGUAGCUCUUGUUUUCCUAUACUAUCUUGCAAUCAAUUGCAAUCAAUUACAACAAUUAAUUAUAACACUCAAUUACAACUAAUCUCAACACUCUAUUUACAAUAAUGUCCUACAAUUACAACCCAUUUGGUGAUAACAUCUUUAGUUAUCCAAAUCUCAAUGCCUAUGGUGAAAACGACAAUGCUUGUGAUUACUUGCCAAUUUCUCUUUGCAACAGACCUGCAAGAAUUAUUCCAUUUACUGAUUCAUCAUUACCAUACAGAACACUGACUCCAAAUCAAAGACCAGCACCAAGACAGAGAUCAAGAUACUAUAACAAAAAUCCCAAUUUAUUUGACAUAUUUUAUAAAGAUGAGCCUAAAUACGAGGAACCAUCAGACUACUUCAACCUUGUCAACUUGAUCAACAAUGAGUACAAAUUCAAAAAACAUAUCAGACAAAAUGAAAGCGCAGAUAACAUCACAUUGGAAUUUGUCAAAGAAUUCAAUCCUAGAUUGGUCAAGUUGAAUUUCAAAGACGAGUUUGAUAAUAAAUUCAAUGACUGGAGAAUCAAAUUAAGCAAAGACAUUGGGCUUAACUACAAUUUCAGAAAUAAUAAUGAUAAUGAUAAUAACAGUAUCUAUGAUUUAACUAUUACAUCUGAGGAAGAUGACAUUGAAAAGCACUACAAACUUGAUAAUAAUAGUUUCAAUGUCGAUGGAAUUAAAUGGAAAAUCAUUAACACCUCAAAUUCAACAAAAUUGAUGUUGAUUAUUCCAAAAAGAUCAGAUGAAAAACCUAAUCAAAAAAAAGUAGUAAAUGAAAAGAAAUUGGCAAAUGAAAUUCAAAAUAAAAUCAACAAAGCACAACAACAAUGGAUAAAUUACUUGCAAACUCAAUCCGAGAAUGAAUUGAAGUCUAAAUUUAAUCAACAUACUAAAGAAGAUCAUGAUCAAGUUAAGAACACUAAUUCUAAUACCGCUGCCACCACUACUACUGCUACUAAUAAUGAUAAUAGUGAUAAUAUUAUAAGAAUUCCAAUCAAUUUUAUUGAAGAAAGCUCAAAACCGGUUGAUGUCAAUGUUUCAAACACAAAGGAUUCAAUCAGUCAAGAUGAAAAAGUUGUUGAUUCUGAAAUUGAGCCAGCAACUGAAUCCAAGUUAGAACCCGAGAUAAAAGUCAAUAAAUCUGUUGAAAUUGAUUCUAGUGCCAAACAAUCUACUAUCAAACAAUAUACUAUCAAACAAUCCACUAGAGUAACUGAAAAUGAUAACGAAAUGGAAGUCGAUUCUGAUUACGAAAAUGUAUCCAAAGACGAAUUGAAUAAUGAAAAUAAGAAAACCCCUGAAGAUAGUAACAAUGUUAUUGAAUGUUCCAGACCUAAUGAUAAAACUGAAAAGCUAUUCCAACAUGAUAACGAUAGUAACACAUCAGUUGAUUCAAAUGCAUCAAAAAAGUCUCCAUUACUUCAAGACGUCGAUGUUGAUUUUGAAGAAUUUUAAAAUAUAUUGAUAUUAACAAUACAGUUUAUAUAUUGGUUUGAAUUUGGAUCAUGGUUUUAGUCUUUAAUUAAUUAAUUAGUUUUUCUUUUCAUUUUGGUUUUUUUGUGUUUUUC
Ascoidea rubescens DSM 1968 is the source of this 1692-nucleotide messenger RNA. RefSeq lists its product as uncharacterized. Lineage: Eukaryota; Fungi; Ascomycota; Saccharomycetes; Ascoideales; Ascoideaceae. Bases 203 to 1579 code for a protein of 458 amino acids. The transcript has a single exon. The record is from RefSeq and is a predicted model, not a curated record.